AUGGCAAUCUGUGCAAUUUCUCAGAUGGGCGACUUACACAGUAACCCAUCACGAAGUCGCGAAGGUUCUGUCGAUCGAGACGAAAACACUAAUUACGAAUCAGCGAUAGUCAAGUGGGAAGUGAGAAAUGCUGGGAUUUUGGUACAGAAAAAGUUCGUGGGAAUCGAUAAUGCAACACUAUCAAUGACCACUCGUACAAUAUUUCAUAUCGGUUUGACUGAUCCUCCAACCAUUAACCCCGCAACGUAUCCGAAAAUUCAAGCUUUAUCAAAACGUGAAUUCCGCAACUCAUCGAAGCAUAUAUUCAGCAACAUUGAUAAGCAAGCCUGGGAUGGAAGAUUUUGCAAUGACGGUGGAGAUUGA
Paraglomus occultum is the source of this 363-nucleotide messenger RNA. The record is from the annotation of a GenBank genome assembly. NCBI's taxonomy places the organism in Eukaryota, Fungi, Glomeromycota, Glomeromycetes, Paraglomerales, Paraglomeraceae.